Gamsiella multidivaricata is the source of this 1631-nucleotide messenger RNA. RefSeq lists its product as uncharacterized. The record is from RefSeq and is a predicted model, not a curated record. The coding region runs from base 143 to 1426 and encodes 427 amino acids. NCBI's taxonomy places the organism in Eukaryota, Fungi, Mortierellomycota, Mortierellomycetes, Mortierellales, Mortierellaceae. The transcript has 3 exons.
AUUCAUUUCACUCAUUCGGGAUUCGGCAUCACACAUUGUCUUCACACCUCUUAUUCCACUUCGCUGAACCUCACCCUGGUCACUCUGGUCACCCUGGUUUGGUUCGCCGUCUCCUCCCCUUCGUCCUCAGCACGACCCUUUCAUGGAGUUUGCAGACAAACUAGAGGUGAUUCUUCUUGACGGUCUCAACCCAACUCCGUCGCCUACCUACAACAGGGCCAUGCGUACUGCUACAGGCGGAUUCGAAUCAGCACUUCAAUAUCAACCCUUCCACUUCACUGCAGAAUCCACCAUUGAUUCAGGGACGACACCAGAGCACUGGCUCAAGAGCCGGCUGCAUAAGAUCACCAGAAUUCCUUCGAGCGUCGCCCAGACUCACACACGAAGGACCCUCAAACUCAGCCUCAGUCGCAUUGACAAGAAGAAGCUCCCUACAACUGUGACCGCGGCCUCGCCAAAGACAGCCCUGUCGCUGGUCUCAGUCGCGCCCAGCACAGCCACCACGGACGACUCGGUUUGUCCAGCAUCAGAAACAGCACCACCAGCGGCAGUCGUACAAUUGAAAUUGGCUACUAAACAAUGCCAAACCCAGGACGACGAGCACAGCAAUGACCCCGGAGACAGAGAGGGUAGGGAAUUCGAUCUAAUGGGCCCUUGUGAGGGCUUUACUGUCCCGGACGCACUCUAUGCUAAAGUCAAGGCCAGGGUCCGACGAAACAGCAGCACCCAACACCAGCAACAACAAGUUCGUCAUAGCAUCAGCAAGAAGCAUCCGACUAAGGAAAGUGGCAGUAGCCAGGAGGAAAGUGCCGCCAGUAAGAGAUCGAACAAUGAUACGGCGGAGAUAGAGAGCAAUACGAGUAAUAGCAAUCCCUGCACGCUCUCUGCGGGUACGUCCGGCGACAUUAGCAGCAGUUUCAGUCAUCACGGAGUCACCAAUCGCCAUGAUCCUUCGAACGAUAGUGAUGGUACGGUUACUGAUCUUGAAGACUCGACGCUGCGACUCCGUCAACGUAAGUACUCCUUGAGUUCUCAGCACAGUAGUGCUGGACCCGAUGAGAUCAACGCAGAGACCGCAGAGUUGAUUGCAGACGAGGCUGCAGAGGAUGCAAUCGAUGCAGUGGAAGCAGUAGUCGAGGGUUCUGCUAUCGGGGAUGGACCGGAUCCAGUCGAACUCUUCGAGCAGGUCUUCAAUCGCCAGCAUCUGACCGAGCAGGCGAUAGCAGCGUCAUUACAAGAGCUGCGACAGUUGAUUCUGGCGUAUGGUAUUCCUGAGCAGACCACACGCGGGCGCAGUGUUGCACAAGAUCGAGGUCGGUUUUAUUUUACAUCUGGUUGCAUCUGGUCUUCCUGUUGUUUGUCACAUCUCGGACGGUACAAAGCCUGUUUUGUCCUCCCCCUCGUGGAGGAAUGCGUUGAGCAAUGAGCUAAAAGAGAAUGAGCCCUUUUCAUUGGUGUGUGCUGUAUCUUUUUCUAUUUUCAUGGGCGACAAUAAACGAAACGGGAUUGCGUUACCCUUGAAAGAGAAUUCAGCGGUACGGGUUUCUUUCCUUCCUUUAUAUCCCCCUUUGUGUGCGGUUAAUACUUCGGUGGUACAGGGAAAAAAAGAGGUAGCCGUUACACCGUGUGAG